Ectocarpus siliculosus is the source of this 3138-nucleotide messenger RNA. The record is from the annotation of a GenBank genome assembly. NCBI's taxonomy places the organism in Eukaryota, Phaeophyceae, Ectocarpales, Ectocarpaceae.
AUGGCUGCCGAUCUUGCGGAUGCCACUGGCGAGGCUGCCAAGAUCGCCUCGAAGAUAGGCUCAGCCGCGGCGGACGCUAUCCUGUUCGUGGCGGACUUGGGCGAAGAGCUUCCGCUAUUGCAGCCCGUGUUUCGGACCCUCCGAAUCGUUCGAGAGAAGGUGGAGACUGUGAAGAGCAAUCCAGAGGAUUUGACAGUGCUUCACCAAAGGUGCACGUACAUCACGGCAUGCUUCAUCGUUAAGUGCCGCCACUGCUCCUCAGAUUUGGAUGUAGCGCCUCUCGAGGACUGCGUCAACGUAGUGGAGAAAAUCGUGGAGCGGUAUAGGAAGCGAGGCAAGAUAUCGAGGGUCUUGAAGGCGAUCGGCGACAAGGGCGACAUGGUCCGGCUGAAGGAACGACUCAGAGAUCUCGAAGGCGACUUGAGUCUGGCGGGCAUCGCAAGCUUGGAACGUAUGGGCAAGAAACAAGAAGGGAAUCAUGAGGAGCUGUUAGCUAAUACGGAAACAAUUCUUCGCCAGCUGCCGAAACCGCCAGCCAAGGUAGCGAAUGUUCCCAAGGGCACCCCUACACACAAAAGUUGGCACGUGGAGCGUCGUAACGUGACGGAAACGGUGUUCCAGGCGCUCAAUGCCGAUGGAGGGCCCCAUCUGGUUGGCCUAGUGGGCGACAGCGGGGCCGGCAAGACCACCGCCGCGUCCGCAAUUGUCAGCAGUACUGAGGUGCGGGAGGCUUUCUCCGACGGUAUCGUGUGGCUGCCGGUGAACGAGGGUGCUCUGGAUAAUCUCCCCUGUUUGAUGCUUCAGUUAGCUCAAAUGGUGUUCGAAGACAUCGGAGGCAGCGUGGGGCGUCGUCCCAGCGGAUCUGACGACGGCUUGGACUACGUCAAGCAGCAGGUAGAGAAUGGACACGGGAGCAAAGGACUGAAGUGCCUCGUGGUGGCCGACAACGUGUGGGAAUCGGACGUGGUCUCGCAGCUGCUGGAAACCGGAAUGUGGGUUCUCCUGUCAACCCGCGAUGAAGAGCUGGUGAAACGUGCGAAGGGCGAGGUAGUCGGAGUCGAUGAACUGUCCGAGGCAGAAGCGGAGUCGGUGCUAAGAAGAGCAGCGGAGCUAUCCCCUGAGGCACGCUUGCCCGACGAUGCGAUGGACCUGAUAGAGCUGUGCGGGCGCGUGGCGAUGGACCUCGCGUUCGUAGGGCGCUGGAGUACAGUUCGCGGCAGGCAAGACCGGACGGCUUGGUCGGAUGCGGCUUGUAAGGUCCGUGCAGAGAUGAACAAGGAGCGGGUGAAUGCUGAGAGCAACGGCAGUGAGGACUCUCGUGUGAACCGAAGGAGGGCCAUCCUUCAGGCCGGUUUCGAAGAUCUAGCCAUUGGGUCGGAUGACGAGCGGGUGCAACGUUUGUACCUGUCUCUCGCCGUGUUGCCGGAUGGCCAUGCCUUCACCGUUAAAGAUGCGGCAGUGUUGCUGUACGACCGAGAGCCAGGCACCGAAGACAAAGCAUCAGUGGGAGCCGUCGUGGAGACCCUGGAACGCUGGACUACCAUUCGUUCGGUAGAAGCAACGUACCGCAUGCAUGACGCCCACUCCAACUUUGCGAGGGAGAGUCUUAUGGACCGCGGGGACGUGCGCCGACCUGCCAUAAAGAGGUUGGUCAGGUCCAUCUCCUCUCUUGAAGCUCUUCGGUCGAUUAACCGAUACGUGCUCAAGAGUUUAUGGGCGGGGGUUCAACGCGUGGGCGGAGACGGAUGGGCAACAACCCGCCCGUAUGAGAAGGCGCUAGAAGCGUUAGACGAGUCAAACUCCCCGCUUUUCCGACAGAGUAUCGAGGCAGUGGCAUGGUUUCAAGAAGCACAGGAAGACUGGACGGGGGCCAACCGGACUUGGCGUCGACUACUCGCGGUCGAAGAGGUGCAGUUGGGAGCUGACCAUCCGUACGUCUUGAACACCUACCGCUGCCUGGCAAAGUGCGCAGAGCACCAGGGCAACGUCGAAGAGGCCAAGGAGUGGCACAGGAAGGAACGCCAAGCUCUCCCGUUGGCCAUGGCCAGAGUACAGUCUAAAAACGUUGGCAGCGAGGCAGCAGGGCUUGAUGAUGCGGGUAGCCUAGCGUCUCUUGCUGCCACCGUGAUGACGCUCCAUCCCGGCGAACGGGGUGAAGCAGAAAAGCUACUGAGACGAUCUUUAGAGAUCAAGAUGGCCGAGCUAGGCGGCCAAGAUGAUGUGCAGGUGGCCGUCGCACAGCAUGACCUGGGUGUAUGCAUUCGAGAGGCGGGGCGGUUAGACGAGGCGGAGAUAUUGCUUAGGCGAUGCCUAGAGGUCAGGGAGGCAAAGCUAGGCCCAGACGACCUGAAAGUGGCCGGCACACUGCAUGAUUUGGGUAUAUGCGUCCGCGAGGCGGGAAGGCCAGACGAGGCAGAGGAGUCCCUCAGGCGUUGUCUUGAGAUCAAAGAAACCAGGCUCGGCCGAAAGGACGUCGAGGUAGCCCUAACACUGUAUGAGCUGGGGGGAUGCCUUCGAAAAGCAAGGCGGCUGGGCGAAGCGGAGCAAGUGUUAGGCCGUUGUCUGGGUAUCGUGGAGGCCGAAUUCGGCGGAGAAAGUGCCCAGGUCGCGAACACGCUGUGUGCGCUCGUACAAUGCGCUCGAGAGCGAGGGGAUUUCGAGGAGACGGAGAAAUUGUUGAGGCGCUGUCUCGACAUUAAGGAGGCUCAGUUGGGGCUAGAGGACGUGCAGGUGGCCAGCACGCUGUACGAUCUGGGCGUGUGCAUUCUCGCCGCGGGACGAGUCGAAGAGGCGGAAAGGUUGCUGAAACGCUGUCUACAGGUUCGGGAAACCAAGCUUGGUCCGCAGCAUGUGGAAGUAGCCAGCACACUGUAUGAGCUGAGCUCAUGCUUUCGAAGGGCAGGGCGACUUGGUGAGGAGGAGCAGGUCCUGAGGCGCUGCCUGGGCAUCGUGGAAGACAGGCUGGGCCCAGAGAAUAUUGGGGUUGCCAACACCUUGCGGUGUCUAGAGACGUGUGUUCGGGAGGCAGGGCGGCUGGAGGAGGCUGAGGGAUUGUCUAGAAGAAUUGUGCAGAUCCAAGAAGGCGAGAUCAGCCAAGAGAAUGCGAAGAAAAGCUUGCCCCACGUAAGACCAAGAUAA